Mus musculus (house mouse) is the source of this 2138-nucleotide messenger RNA. RefSeq names its product RIKEN cDNA 4933440N22 gene. The record is from RefSeq and is a predicted model, not a curated record. The coding region runs from base 1 to 834 and encodes 277 amino acids. NCBI's taxonomy places the organism in Eukaryota, Metazoa, Chordata, Mammalia, Rodentia, Muridae. The transcript has 2 exons.
AUGGCGGCCACCCGCGCUCGCUCGCCCGCUUACUCCGCAGCCCGACUUGCAGGUAGGAAAGAGGCCCAUUUGUUUGUUCCCGGACUGGCAGGGGCAGAAAAGCUCCCGGGCCGCCACGAGGAGGAAGCGAGGCGCUCGGCUUCGCUCGGGCCGGGCGUGGGCGGUGGGCGGAGCCGUCCCGCCCAGUCUUGUGAAACUCCGGGCGCCUCGGGCCACGUGAGCGCCCGCUCGUCUUUCUCCAAACUACAACCACCGCCCGGGCCUGCCGGGGGGCCGCUGACAGAGCGUAAGCCGCGGUGGGUGAGAAGCGCUCCACCCUCACCCCCCCCCCCAAUAUCCCGCCGAGGAAGCCGCGCCUGCGGGCGGGGUGGGGGGGCGGCUCUGAGGAAAGCCGCGCUUUCUCCGGGCGGGCGUGGGCCGCGGCUGCGGUCUCCCAGGCCCUCCGCACACCUCAGCCCAGAGGCCCGGCCCUACCGACCGGACUCCAGCCCUCAGUCCCCGCUCCCCCGACCGCACACCUCGGCCACGCGGCCCAAUCCCCGUCGAAAAUGCGCUGAACUUCGGCUCCCGACCCCAAACCCCGGCCACGCGGUCCCCAGCUCCGUGGGCAGCCUCCGCACGGCUAUGGCUGUGCGGCGGCCACCUCGGCCCCGUUCCUUCCGAGUCCGGAUCCCACGCCCGCCAUCCAACGCCCGCCGGGCCCAGGCGCCAGCACACCCCGCCGGCGGCCCUCACCUCCGGCUUCUCGGCUCCACGCUCCCACUCACAUCCGGACCUCGCCGGCCCUCAGAGCACCUAGAGGAGGGUGGAACCCCGGGGACUUGGCAGUUGUAGCUGAGGCAGUUGAGGCUUGUUUACUGUCACCAUGGAAACCCCCACAGGCGCGCUCGCGGGACGGCCUCAGCGGGGCGAGUCAACCGCGCGGCCGGCCUGCUCCUCAACUCCCGCCUGCCGAGCGCCAGCGGCGCCUCCGGAAGCCCUCCUGAUCCCCGGUCCGCUCCCCGCUCGGCCCACGCCCCGAGCACCCGGAAACAGUAGCCCGGGGAGCCCACUUUCCCUUCCCACAGCCGGCGUGACCGCGGGCUGGCCUUCCCCGAACCCCACCUUCAGGAAGACGAGGCGCAGUCCUCCUUCCACGACGGAGCCGGAAGGAUGCAAGACGGUGAUGGGGCGGAGCCUCAGGCAGCGGACAUCCGGGCACAGGGCAGCCGCGGCGCCAUUCUGACGAGCCCAGAACGGAGCCUAGGAUUGGCCGGGGGAGGGAGAGGGGCGGGACUAGAGAGCUGUGGACCCGCCUCUGAGUCCCGGAGAGGACAGUGACGGCGCAGGCGCAAACAUUGCGGGGGGGGGGUAGCAGGGGGAGGGGGCGGGCAAACGAGGGGGGGGGGGGAGACAGCAAGGUGGAGGGGGUUGUCCAUAAAGAGACCUGUGGGCUGGUGAGUCGGUGGACGCUGAAUUCUGCACGCGUGUCUCCGCAUCCCGAAAAGUGAUCCCAAAGGAAUCAAUGACCGCAUGCGUGCGGAAAACUAGAAUGGUGUCUUAUGUAAAAGAAAGACCGCCUAAGGGCAUCUCAGGCAGUCCGGAGGGAUUUGUCUGAAGUUUCUAACUCUCAGCACUAUGUGAACGCUGGGACAGAUUUUCUUGAUGUGUAAUAAUUUGGGAGGAUUCUCUGCGAGAUGUCGAGAUACAAGCUAAAGUGAAGAUUAUUUUUGAAGCUUCCAGAGCCGCCUAGGCGGGCGUAGGAACACGAGCUGGUUCCUACGAACUCCAUUUCUGCAUGGAGGCGGCCGAGGCUACAAUGCAUGGUCGCGAGCUGCUGUCUAUAUAAACACUGGAGAAAUUACAAGGCCGUUCAGAAUAAUCUCUGGUUAUAAGUGAACUACAGUGAUGAAGGAAACGUUUAUAAAACAACACACCAGACUAACUCCAGAAAAAGGAAAGAAAACUUUGAGAGGAAAACCUGUCCAAGAAGAAAAAUAGAAGUCAAAUGAUAGAAAACAGAUGCUACAAAAGUUAGAUAAGUAUUCGUGAGCACUAAACCCAGAGCCUUGUAGUUGGCAAAUUACAUCCCCCACCUCUGAUGUUUGUUUGUUUGUUUGCCCAGGGAGUGGGGCAUUAAAAUUGUUAAGUUCGUGCGA